Clupea harengus (Atlantic herring) is the source of this 1889-nucleotide messenger RNA. RefSeq names its product secreted protein, acidic, cysteine-rich (osteonectin) (gene sparc). The transcript has 10 exons. The record is from RefSeq and is a predicted model, not a curated record. Gene Ontology annotation, biological process: anatomical structure development. Gene Ontology annotation, molecular function: calcium ion binding; extracellular matrix binding; collagen binding. The coding region runs from base 121 to 1095 and encodes 324 amino acids. NCBI's taxonomy places the organism in Eukaryota, Metazoa, Chordata, Actinopteri, Clupeiformes, Clupeidae.
CUGCCCACCGCAAAUGUCUUCUCCAGGAAAGUUGUACUGCUGCUAGACAGUUUCAGACCUCACUCCAGCUGACUUCUGACCGGGCUUCUCAUCUAGACAAAAAGAGGGCUAAAGCACAACAUGAGGGUGUGGAUUGUCUUUCUCCUGUGCCUGGCCGGCAAGGCCAUGGCGGCUCCUACUGAGGCGGAGGAGGUUGCUCUGGACAUGGCUGUAGAGGAGACAAUUGUGGAUGAGCCAGUUGUGGAGGACCUCGCUGCUGAGGAGCCAGUCAUGGAGGAGGAGGAGGUUAUCAUUGAGGAGGGAGAGGAGGUCGGAGCCAACCCUGUCCAGGUGGAGACUGGAGACGAGGCUUUUGAUGAGGCCAUUGACAUCGAGGAAGUUGCCACUGAGAAUCCCUGCCUCAACCAUCACUGCAAGAAGGGCAAGGUCUGUGAGGUUGAUGAUGACAACAGCCCCAUGUGUGUGUGCCAGGACCCUACCACCUGCCCUGCUGCUGUUGGAGAGUUUGAGCAUGUGUGCAGCAAUGACAACAAGACCUUUGACUCCUCCUGCCACUUCUUCGCCACCAAGUGUGCCCUGGAGGGAACCAAGAAGGGACACAAGCUGCACCUUGACUACAUUGGACCCUGCAAAUUCAUCGCUCCCUGCAUGGAGACCGAGCUGAAGGAGUUCCCCCUGCGCAUGAGGGACUGGCUCAAGAACGUCCUGGUGACUCUGUACGAGCGCGAUGAGGACAACAACUUGCUCACCGAGAAACAGAAGCUUAGAGUGAAGAAGAUCUAUGAGAAUGAGAAGAGGCUGCAGGCUGGAGAGCACUCCCUGGACCUCCUGGCCCUGGACUUCGAGAAGAACUACAACAUGUACAUCUUCCCCGUCCACUGGCAGUUUGGCCAGCUUGACCAGCACCCCGUUGAUGGGUACCUGACCCACACGGAGCUCUCCCCCCUUCGUGCUCCUCUGAUUCCCAUGGAGCACUGCACCACCAGCUUCUUCGAGCAUUGCGAUGCUGACAGCGACAAAUACAUCGCUCUGGAGGAGUGGGCCCAGUGCUUUGGUCUCAAAGAGCAGGACGUCGACAAGGACCUCGUCAUCUAAAUACCUGCACACUCUUUGACGCAUCCUAGUUUUGAUUGGGAGAGGUGCUAACCCCUUAAAUUAAAUUUACAGUAAUGGUGCUAAUUGCAAUUUCUAACAAUGUACCUAUACCACUAACAAAAGAAGAAGAAAAAGUGCACAGUCCACAUUAUCCAUCAUGCCAUACAGUUGAGCGCUUCUAAGUUUUACCUUUCUUGUUUGUGCAAAAUGAAAGAUUGAGUGAUGUAGGUACGUGUACGAUGGGAGAUAGAGACAGCAAAGGUGGGAGCAAGUGCAUGUUAUGGCUAGACUGUAUGUUGGCAAACUUGUAAAAAGUAAAAUGGGUGCACACAGAGAUAUAUAUUUUUCACUGAAUCAGGGCUUUUCUCAAAGAGUUCAUAAGGCGAAGAAAUGUAAAAUCAAAAUAAAAGUCCCAAAAUAAAUGUCCCUUCUGCUUGCUUUAUAAACUUAUAGUUGUAUUUGUUGCACUCCUUGGUGGUGGAUUCAUUUUGAGUUUUAUAAUGAUUUUAGUAGACCAAGAAGCUUUUUCAAACUUGAGCCCUGAACUUCAAGAAGUUUAUUUUAUUUUAUUAUUUUUUAUGUGCUUAUUGUUCCUUGUCACAAACAGGGGUCAACAUGUGUGUGUGGACAUUUGAACAAUAAAAAAGGAAAUAUUAUUUGAACUUAGGAGGAUGGAAUCUCGCAGGGUGAGACUAUUUCUCCCUUUAACAUGUUCGCCUUUAUCGUUUUUUUUUUUGCCACAGUGUGAGUAUUAUAAACUCUCUACAUGAAUAAAAACUACUGAAUUUUCCCAA